Messenger RNA from Eublepharis macularius, 1734 nucleotides. It is a transcript of the gene TCF7, whose product is annotated as transcription factor 7. The record is from RefSeq and is a predicted model, not a curated record. Gene Ontology annotation, molecular function: RNA polymerase II cis-regulatory region sequence-specific DNA binding; DNA-binding transcription factor activity, RNA polymerase II-specific. NCBI's taxonomy places the organism in Eukaryota, Metazoa, Chordata, Lepidosauria, Squamata, Eublepharidae. Gene Ontology annotation, cellular component: beta-catenin-TCF complex. The coding region runs from base 283 to 1599 and encodes 438 amino acids. The transcript has 12 exons. Gene Ontology annotation, biological process: canonical Wnt signaling pathway; regulation of transcription by RNA polymerase II.
GCUACUUAGUCAAACUUUCCUGGGGCUGGAAGGGAGGGACAGACAAGAGGGGAGGGGGAGGGAGUUGAUUGAUCGUCGCCUCGAACCCUCUGAUUGUCUUCUUCUCCCUUUGGGUCGCAGACCCGCUCCGUCUUAGUCCGACAAAAAAGAGUGUUCUUCUUUGGGAGGCGUGGAGGUAAAUAUUAAACAGAUCUCCAAUUUUUAAAAAAUACUUAUCUCCCUCUCCGCCGACCUGCCCUUGUAGAAGAAGUUGGCUUGAUCCUCGCGUGGCUCGGGAAGAAAAUGCCCCAGCUCAACAGCGGCGGAGGCGAUGAUUUGGGGGCCAAUGACGAGAUGAUCGCCUUUAAGGACGAAGGCGAGCAAGAAGAGAAAAUCCAGGCCAACGUCUUUACCGAAGGGGACCUGGCUGAUCUCAAGUCGUCCCUGGUGAACGAGUCCGAAAGCACCAGCAGUAGCAACAGCCAGACUUCGAACGCAGCAGCUGCAGUGGCAACAGCGGGAGCCCAUUCCGAGGCAAUCCGGCGGAUGCAAGAUCCUCAAAGAGUCUAUCAGGAGAAGCUCUCAGAUCACAUGGAAGAUGGUUUAAAACACCAGGAGCCAGGAAUGUACAAAGGAUCUGCUUAUUCUGGCUACCCUUUCCUUAUGCUGCCAGAUCCUUACCUGCCAAAUGGAUCUGUAUCACCUUUGUCCAACAAGGUUCCUGUAGUACAGCCGUCUCAUGGUGUCCAUCCGCUCACCCCACUCAUCCCAUACAGCAAUGAACAUUUCAGCCAUGGCUCCCAUUCGCCACACUUGCCAGCCGACAUCAACCAAAAACAAGGUGUACACCGUCCUGCUCAAACGUCAGACAUCUCCGGUUUUUAUUCCCUCCCUCCUGGUGGGGUUGGACAGAUAACACCUUCAAUGGGGUGGCAGAGCCAGCCUGUAUACCCUCUCCCGUCAUGUGGAUUUAGACAGCCCUAUACGUCGGCGCUCUCUGCUGGGGCUACUUUCUCUAGGCUAACACAUCCGUUGGUGCUCAGUCCUGGAAUGCAUGCCACAGGAAUCCCACACGCAGGCAUCACAUCCCCCUCUGGGAAACAAGAAACUGAUCAUUAUGACCGAAACAUGAAAUCGCAACCAGAACCAAAGAGGGAGAAGGAAGCCAAGAAGCCAACAAUUAAGAAGCCUCUGAAUGCUUUUAUGUUGUAUAUGAAAGAAAUGCGGGCAAAGGUUAUUGCUGAAUGCACCUUGAAAGAAAGCGCAGCGAUCAAUCAGAUUUUAGGAAGACGGUGGCACGCACUGUCACGGGAGGAACAAGCCAAGUACUAUGAACUGGCUCGCAAGGAAAGGCAGCUUCACAUGCAACUUUAUCCAGGCUGGUCUGCAAGAGAUAACUAUUCUUCAGGCUCUUCAUCCCGUGAUCACACACAGUUUAACUCAGGGCCCCUGGAAUUCAGCAGCACUUCGGGGCCAGUUUCUGCGGCAAGGGGAAAAAAGAAAAGACGAACAAGAGAAAAGCAGCAAGACUCCAACUCAGGAGGAAAAAGAAGUGCAUUCGGUACCUACAAGGAGAAGGACGCUGUGCCAGCCCAGUUUCUUCCGAUGGAAGUGCUAUAGACUCCCCUUCCUCCCCUUUGGAUGUGCUACAGUGUAUAUCCUCUGCUUUGACUUCAGACAAGCUUGCUGCCCCUGCUGAUUUCACACAUCAAACCCAAGCCAAACUUUUCCCUUUAUCUGUACAUCUCAAAACUA